AUGGACAAGGAGAUCAAUAGAUUGAAGAGAUGCUCCACAUCCACCGAUGUUGAAGCAGCAGAUCAUAAGGGCACGAAGCUUUUGCAGAAAGCUGAGAGAGAGCUGCAGAAUUCGGAGACGGAUGUAAAUCCGAAGAAACGCAAGAAGAAAUCUGAGAGCAAGCAAAUUAGGGAAGAUGACUUGGAACCCAAAAAGAAGCAGAAAGCACACAAGAAGACAUCUAAGAAGAAGGAGAUGAAAAAAUUGAGGAAAUCUUAUAAAGAGAUGACUGAAACGAUGAAAAACCUACAGGAUUUUUUCCUGCAAAAUGCUGAUCUGCCUGGGAUCCCAUUGAAGGAGAUGUUACUGACUGCACCAAUGGCCCCGGAUACUUCAUCCAAGGAGGAAGAACACACAGAGAAAAUGGCGGAAUUAACAACAUAUGAGUGCUGUUAUGAAACUGAAGAUGCGGAUGGAGACAACGAGGAUUCUGUCUUCGUUAGGGGGUUGGAUACUUCGCUUGCUAGGGAAGAUAUCAAGACCGCAUUGAGGAAGCAUUUUGAGUCAUGUGGAUGUGAAGUCACUAGGGUUUUUGUUCCCAUAGAGUGUCAAACCGGUGCUCCCUUAGGAUUUGCUUUCAUUGAUGUAGAUGAUGAACAAAAGGCCAUGGAACUCGGUAGAGGUUACAUGGGAGGUUGCAGGCUUUUUGUUAUGAUGGCUACAAAUCAACCGGAAUACUAUAGUUUCCCUAACUUUAGUGGGUGUGCACAUUGUGGUACUUUUCUUUUGGAGCGCCGUAUGAAAAGAUUCCUCGCUAGGGGGCGUCACUGA
This is a messenger RNA of Thlaspi arvense, 810 nucleotides long. Lineage: Eukaryota; Viridiplantae; Streptophyta; Magnoliopsida; Brassicales; Brassicaceae. The record is from the annotation of a GenBank genome assembly.